UUCAGAGAAGCCAGAUAAACAUGGCACCGAAAGUUCCAGCAGCAAAGAAAGGCGAGAAGCGAGCGGGAAAAACUAAGUCGGCGGCAGUUGAUGGUUCGGCCAAGAAAAAGAGGAAGGGAAAGAGAAAGGAGAGCUAUGCGAUCUACAUCUACAAGGUCCUUAAGCAAGUUCAUCCCGAUACGGGUAUUUCUAGCAAGGCCAUGGGUAUCAUGAAUUCGUUUGUGAAUGAUAUCUUCGAGCGUAUCGCCAAUGAGUCUUCCCGCCUGGCGCACUACAACAAGAAGUCGACCAUCAGCUCCCGCGAGAUCCAGACCGCCAUCAGGUUGCUUCUGCCCGGAGAACUUGCAAAGCAUGCUGUCAGCGAAGGCACUAAGGCUGUCACCAAGUAUACCAGCAGCAAGUAAACAUCGACUCCAGCGUUGAUUCACAACAAAAACGGCUCCUUUAGGAGCCACCACAUGUCAUAAAAAGCAAUGUCCAACGUGUCAGUUCUUUAGUUAUUAACCCCUUCUGCUCCUUUAAUCGCCACACUACACAAGGCUUUCUUUUAAGCUUUCAGAUUUGAGAUAACUAUUAGAUUUAAGAGAAAUAUAUACAUAGAGUUUUUGUGUGUGUGUGUUUUUUUUUUUUGCAAAAUAAAACUGUUUACAGCAAUGAAUGGCCCAGUUCAAGUUCUUUAUGCUUUUCUUUAUAAAGGAUAGCUCGGAACGCUGCCUGUCAGUUUUUCACGCAAACUUUCCGUGUGCCGUCAACGUUUAUCGUGGACUAUUAUAAGACUCCCCGCAAAAAUCAACAAGCCAGUGGCACCUAAUGUCAUGUUCUCCGCGCGCGCAUAAUUUAACAGGCAGU
Messenger RNA from Orbicella faveolata, 849 nucleotides. Its product is annotated as histone H2B. The record is from RefSeq and is a predicted model, not a curated record. Lineage: Eukaryota; Metazoa; Cnidaria; Anthozoa; Scleractinia; Merulinidae.